Pogona vitticeps (central bearded dragon) is the source of this 1874-nucleotide messenger RNA. The record is from RefSeq and is a predicted model, not a curated record. NCBI's taxonomy places the organism in Eukaryota, Metazoa, Chordata, Lepidosauria, Squamata, Agamidae.
AACUUUCUGUUUCUCAGGUAGUAUUUCAACCAGAGACUCCAUUUUUUGCCUUUUAAGAACCAUUUCUUCACUUGCUGUCCAAUCCUAUUUGUCCCUUUAACUAUUAUCAACCAUUAAUGGCCGUGCCUUAUGUAGCUGAAGCAAACAAGAGCAAGGAAACAGUGCAGCUCAAACAUCCACAGGUAUAGACAAGCCUCUUAUUUCUUCUCCACAAACUCAGGCAGCCCUGCCUAAUACAGAUGGCUUGCAGCCACUGAAUUCCAGAGGUGUAGCCAAGCCUUUCCUCAUUUCUUUGCAGACUCUCUUUUAGUAGCCUCAGCCUCCAGCAACCUCACUCUGCAGUGUCCUCAGUUUUGUGUGGCCAACAACAGCUCCAAUUAACUCUUGGUAGAAAUGAGAGGGAGGAAGAAAGGAGGGAGUAGCAAUAAACAGAGGCAAUUGCACCAGCUUUCCUGGAAGCAAGAGGGCCUGGCCCUAGGAAGAGAGAGAAAGAGAGCACAGAAGAUCUGCCAGCCCCCUUAUAGGAACAUUUCACUGUUUAGGAACAAAGUCCUCCCUGCUGACUUCUUCCUGUGCCUUAAAAAGUGUGGGAUUUAAGCACCCUUAAACAUUGAUUAAAUAGCAUUUUCAAGAGUCACAGCUCUACUACAGACCAUCCUGUCAGAAUCCAGGCCCAGACUCAUUACUUUCUGCAGCAGGCUGCUAGAAAGAGACUAUGGAAGAAAAAGAGCCACCAUAUGUCCUAAUCAAUGUUAUAGGAGGUCCAGAUGGAGUAUAUGAAGACCAUGUAGCAUACCUGGAGAAACAUCUCAAGAUCAUCACCAUGAAGGAAUUUCUUAAAAACAAGCAAGUUCUUAGGCAUAAAAUCAAAGCUGUAUUUGUGUGGUACUAUAAACCAGUGGUGGACAAAGAACUCCUACAAAGCUUGCCUAAUUUAAAGGUGGUUGUUAACUCUGGUGUAGGAGUGGAUCACCUCGACCUAAAACUGAUCUUCAGCUUUGGUGUGAAAGCAGCAAACACUCCGUUGGCUGUUUCCAAUCCUACAGCAGACCUGGGAAUAGCUUUGAUGCUGGCUUCUGCUAGGAGGAUUGUAGAAGGUCACCAGAUUGCCGUUUCUCCGGAUACUAAACAUUUUAAUGCUGACUGGCUGGGAGAAGAGGUCACGGGUGCAACUCUGGGAAUCAUUGGAAUGGGCGGCAUUGGUUAUAAGGUAGCCCAGAGAGCCAAAGCUUUUGACAUGAAAAUUCUUUAUCAUAACAGGAACCGAAGAAAUGUGGUGGAUGAAGAGGCUGUGGGUGCACUUUACUGCCACAAGAUGGAAGACUUACUCCGACAGUCUGACUUUGUGAUGCUUGUGGUGAACCUGACACCUCAGACGGCCAGACUGAUUGGGGAAAAGGAGCUGGGGCUCAUGAAACCCACUGCUACACUCAUCAACAUCUGCAGAGGACAAGUGAUUGAUCAAGAUGCAUUGGUGAAGGCACUCCAAAAUGGAAUUAUUAAGGCUGCAGCUUUGGAUGUGACAUACCCUGAGCCAUUACCAAGAGAUCAUGCUUUACUACACUUAAAGAAUGUCAUUAUCACUCCUCACAUUGGAAGUGCAACAGCACAAGCCCGCCACCUUAUGAUGAAAAACAUGCUUGAAAGUAUCCUGGCUGCCAUAAAUGGUCUCCCAGUCCCUAACGAACUACAUGUGUAACAUAUUUUGUUUAUGUUGCUAAUCAAGUGUUUGUUCUUUGAACACUUAUACUGUACCUGCAUCAGAUUUUUCAUAAGAAAUAUUGGCUUUGAUCUUUCUUCUGAUUGGAUAAUAGAAUCUGUACUCACAUUUCUUAAAUAAAAGUGGGAAAUGAAUACACAAGAUUUUUGGUGUG